Molecule: messenger RNA, 3107 nt
Organism: Xenopus laevis (African clawed frog)
Lineage: Eukaryota; Metazoa; Chordata; Amphibia; Anura; Pipidae
Gene: ddx25.L
Product: DEAD-box helicase 25 L homeolog
Exons: 11
Coding region: 124-1530 (468 amino acids)
Cellular component (GO): cytoplasm; nucleus
Molecular function (GO): RNA helicase activity; nucleic acid binding; hydrolase activity
Source: RefSeq, a predicted model, not a curated record
CCCAUGCGUUGGAAACAUCGGGCGGAGGCUGAUUGGCUUACACGGAUUUCAUAAUGUUUCACACUGGGCGUGGGUUUGUUUGCUCAGUUGGCGCUAGGGUGUGAGGCUGGACGGAAAGGAACGAUGGCCGCUAAGUUUUUACCUCGGUUUUGGCGAAGCGGUUCUCAAGCGGAAUUGUUGGACUUUCAAAACAAUAAUGUCGUUGCGGAGGGAAAGCUGGAUUUUGAACACGGCACACUUAAAGGAAAAAGUGAGGACCUAGCCAAUCACUCUCUCUUAAAUAAACUUCUCCGAAGGACCCUAGUCGACUCUCCUCACAAUGUUGAAGUUUUGCAGAGGGAUCCCACAUCACCACUCUUUUCUGUUAAGUCAUUUGAGGAGCUACAUCUAAAGAACGAACUGCUACGUGGUAUAUAUGCUAUGGGCUUCAACAGACCUUCAAAAAUCCAAGAGAAUGCCCUUCCAAUGAUGCUUGCAGAUCCUCCCCAAAAUCUGAUAGCACAGAGCCAAUCUGGAACGGGCAAAACAGCUGCAUUUGUACUGGCUAUGCUGAGUCGUGUGGAUGCAAACAAGAAGUAUCCACAGUGCAUCUGUCUUAGUCCUACAUUUGAACUGGCUUUGCAGACUGGGAAAGUCGUUGAAGAGAUGGGGAAGUUCUGUGCUGGAAUUGAAGUCAUCUAUGCCUUACGAGGAAAUAGACCUGGAAAAGGAAGCAGAUUAGAAGCACAGAUCGUAAUAGGUACCCCUGGUACUGUACUGGACUGGUGCUUUAAACUGCGGCUGAUAACUGUUGAAAACAUCUCUGUGUUUGUGUUAGAUGAGGCUGAUGUUAUGAUAAAUGUUCAAGGUCAUUCUGAUCACAGUGUCCGUGUUAAAAGAUCAAUGCCAAAAAGUUGCCAGAUGCUUCUCUUCUCUGCCACCUUUGAGGAUUCUGUGUGGGCCUUUGCUGAAAGAAUUGUACCAGACCCAAAUAUCAUAAAACUGAAGAAAGAAGAGUUAACUCUUAAAAAUAUACAGCAAUUUUAUGAUCAAUGUGAAAACAAAGAGCAAAAAUACUCUGCACUAUGUAACCUUUAUGGAGUUAUAACAAUUGCCCAAGCAAUUGUAUUUUGUCAGACUCGUAAAAUUGCUAGUUGGCUUUCUCAAAAGCUGUCGGAUGACGGGCACCAAGUAGCAUUGUUAAGUGGUGAACUUCCAGUUUAUGACCGUGCUGACAUGAUACAAAGAUUCCGUGAAGGGAGGGAGAAAGUACUUGUUACUACUAACGUUUGUGCACGAGGUAUUGAUGUUGAACAGGUCUCCAUUGUAGUGAAUUUUGACCUGCCAGUAAAUGUUGAUGGCUCAGUAGACUUUGAAACCUACUUGCAUCGUAUUGGCCGCACUGGGCGAUUUGGAAAGAAGGGUAUUGCAGUGAGCCUUAUUGAAAAUUUCUUUGUGUACAUGCUAAAGGAGAUUGAAGAUCACUUCAACACAAAGAUUACAAAGCUAAACAGUAUGGACAUGGAUGAGAUGGGGAAAAUAUGGAAGUAAAGUGAUGAGUCGGCAUGAUCACCUUGUGCCUCAAGUUGUGGAUUCAUUUUCUGCACUUGCAACAAUGCCAAAUGAACUUUUGUUAAGGGGAAAAAAAGUAAAGUUAUUUUAAAAUAUUGAAUAAAAGUAAAACAUUUUGUGAUCUUGCUGAAUGCAGUACUAGUGAACAAUCUGAAGUUAUGGAAAGAUCAUUCAUGUGUGUUUUUUUUUCUCUGAAAGUAAUAUUCAGGAUGUGCCUGUUUACCAAUGAUUCUAUUAAUAAUGUGUUGCAGCACAGUUUUUUGGAGUUUUAGGCUUGACCGUUUUUCACAUGAGCACUUUUUCAUACAUCACUAGAAAACUAAAAUUUUUUUUUAUAACUUCACCUGUUGAAGGUCUUGGUUAUUUGCAAAAUGUGUUCUUGCACUUUCUUUGUUUGCAUGUUAAUUAUUCAUUUGUAUUAUUUAAAAAAUGCAUGUAUUACUAAGAGUUUGUUUUCAAAACACCAUUAUAAUUAUCUGCACUAUAUUUUAUUGCAUGUAUGGUCUUACAAAUUGUGUAGAAUCGCCCACUUCACAGCAAAUUUGGCUGACUAAGCACUUGAAGAAUUUUGUUUUGUUACCACUUCAUGGGUUUUCUCUGUUAUGUUGUGUAAAUGUAAUUCCUGGAAAAAGAAUAUUGCUUCUAGUACCGUUGUGCAAGGCAUAAGUGGGAUAUUUGUAUUUCUAACGAUUUUUUUUUUUUUUUCUCCAAAAAAAUCCUUUUUAUAGGUUUUGGCUUUUAGCAACAGUUAUUUCGGUCUGUAGAGACUUAGUUUUGGGAAAUUCAAAAAAAAAAAAAAAGUUUAAAAGUAGCAUUUAAGUUAUGUAUGCCAUCCCCCAGUGAAUUGUUUUUUUCUCCCCAAGCUGGCACUACUCUUCUAGAAAAGAAGUUCACCAGCCCAGGACUGUCGUCAUUCAUAGAUUAGCUAUUUCUGCUCUAUUGCAGGGACAUCUUGCAGUGUGUACAUGCACAGUAUAGUAAACAAAAAAUUACUAUCCUGAGCAUGCUCCUGCCGUAAAGUGGUUUUGUGAUGCUCUGAUAAAAGUACCCUGGACUGGUGUGUUUCUUCCAGACAAGGAGUAGCAGCCCAGGAAAAAAGCAAGUGUUGACUGCGGUACACAACAAUUUGGCUUUUCUUAUCCUUUAAAUCCAUUUUAUUUUAAGGAAUAUUUGUACUUCCAAACUUUUUGUACUUGCAUGCACUCAUUUAUUUAAUCCUGGUCCUCGGACCACAUUAAACAGAAAUUAACACAAUAAAAAUCACAGAAAAAGCUUAUCGGCUUCUGAUGUAUUCCAUAUGAUAUUUUUCUGCAUGAAACUAAGCAUUAUUUUCUCAAUCCCAAAAUACAAACCAUUGUCCAAUUGGCCUACUCUUUCUUUAUCCUGUGUUACUGUGCCAUUGUCCUUUGUUUGUUAAGCCGCAAUGCAGAUACUUUAAUGUAAAAGCAAAGCCUAAAGGUUGAACGGUUCCAAAAUUACCCACAUUAGUAGUAUUUGUCUGUUUUUUGUUUUUUUUAUAUUUGUGAUUGUUUACCAAAAUAAAAAGGUCAUUAAAG